ACAGUCCGUGCGGUCGCAAAGAGUCGGACACGACCGAGCACGCACACAUUUUACAUAGCACAUAAAGUACUAUCUCAUCCUCAAUAAAAUUUAUAGCAUUAAAAUUUAAAACAAAAAAGAGUUAACUAAUCAAAGCAGCAUGCAAACGAACACAUCUUACAGGUCUGCAAAAAAACCCAAGGAAUUUAUAGAAAUGAUACUUUGGUAGGGUAAGCAGGACACAUCAUUCUGUACCAACAGUAGUGCCCACAGUGUGCAAAGCAUUAUGUAAUACACGGAGAUUAAAUAAGCCACGGUCUCUGCUCUGCUUGUUGCCAAAAUCUUGGCUCUCUGUGCACCAAUGCCAAACAUAAAUAUGGAGACAGUUAUGGAGGAGAAAGAAAGAGUGGCUGGCCACAAAGAAACAGCGGGGUCUCAAGAAACCUGCCCCACUCAGGGGUGAGUAGGCGGAGGUUACAUAGUCAGGCAAGGGUGUGUGAUAAGGAUCUAGGCAGUAAUAGUCUUGCCUUCUUUCUUCUGCAAAAGGGUGAGGUUGUAUGCAGGGUCUUAGGCGGUUGGGGCUCCGAACCUUGAGCCACUCUGGUCCCUUUAAUCUUGCCUCAGGUAGUUUCCUGAUUGUUCCUCCCUUGAUUAACAACUGUUCUGCUCUUUGGAACUCAGAGGUCAUGGAGACUGGAGUUCUGACUCUAAGAAAUGGGGUACAAAAAGACCUUUGUGCCCAGGAGCCCCACAGGGCCUUGCUUGACAUCUUGCUCCCAGGCACAAAACAUUAUUACCUAAACAUGAUGCAAACUGCUGGGAAUACCAAGCGUCUUGAGAAGGAAAGAUGAAUUUAACUCUGAUCCAAAGUACAAAGAUCACUGGGGGUGAGGUUGGGGAGUACUCUCUCUAGGGCUCUGUGGGGGUUGGGGAUGUAGUAACUAAGAGCCAGAAAAAUUCCAGGUGGGGCAAAAGUAGGAGUUCAGCCUUGAGCAGAAAGGGAAGGAGGAAGCCUGCAUAGGAAUGUAGGGAUCUGGGCACAAAAGUGGGUGGAACCAGUGGGCUCCGCCCCGUGUCCUCCUCCCUCCUCCUCCCCCUGCCCCAACCUACUCACUGCCGAGUGCGCCGAGACAGGAGCCUGGGGAGGGGCCAUGGUGCCAGGCCAGCCGUGGGGGAAACUGGAGAAGCCGCUUCUCUUCCUGUGCUGCACCUCCUUCCUCCUGGGGCUGGCUUUGCUGGGGAUACGGCCGGACAUCGCCCCUGUGGCUUAUUUCUUUCUCAGCUUGGGUGGCUUCUUUUUGUUGGUCUGCCUCCUGGCCUGUGUUUUGGAAUGGGGGUCUCGAUCAGGGCAGACCGAGAGCCCAGGGGCCUCCAGCAAUGCACGGGACAAUGAAGCCUUUGAGGUGCCAACCUAUGGUGAAGCCACAGUGAUGGAGCCGCAGCCCCACCCCCAAGAGCUGGACCUACCACCCUCUUACAGCAGCAUUGUAAUCCCCCCAGGACUUGAGGAGGGACAGCCUAACCAUCCAGAGGAGCCCAGGAGAGCCAGACUGGACAGGCGAGUGGGCUCAGAGGGGUCUGUGACCUCAGCAAGUCCUAGAAGACCUCCAAUCAGCCUGCGGCUUCGGUGGUCACGGACUGUGUCCACUGUUCCUGAUCUGCAGACCUUGUGGACGCCCCCCAGAUUGGAACCUCUGACUCCACCGCCUGCCUAUGAAGUCAGCUGUGGUCACUCUGAUGAUGAUGUUUUCUAUGGAAACAACUGGACACCCUCCUAAAGGACUUUCUGAGGAUAUAUCAUCUUUCAGCACCAGACCCACUCAUUCUUUGGACCAUUGCCUCCCAGUGCCUGUCAUGUGUCAGGAACUGUGUCCCCACCUGGACAUCACACAUGCAGGCUUUGACCCAGAGAGGAGUUGGGCUGUGGUGAGCCCUGCCCGGUUUUGAGGUGGCCCAUCCCAAAGAUGCAGGUGGCACCAUUUGAGUCUUCAGGCAAUAUUCAGCAACCUACCCCAUAUCCAGAGUUAGGCUGAGGGUGAGAUGAGGAGGUGAUCCAGAGAAUCUAGGGAAAGAAGAAAAGAAACAAUACCCGAGUGACAUUCUGAUGCUUCUGUUCCAGGUGCUUUGGCUCUAUUAGAUCACAAAAAUGAGGUGUAAUUGCCCUCAUUUAUUAAACGAGGACCCUAAUGGUCAGAAAAAAAAUUGAUAGUUUGCACAGGAGCACUCUGCUAGUAAAUGACACAGUCUUGAACUUUGCUCUUCA
Odocoileus virginianus texanus is the source of this 2242-nucleotide messenger RNA. The record is from RefSeq and is a predicted model, not a curated record. Lineage: Eukaryota; Metazoa; Chordata; Mammalia; Artiodactyla; Cervidae.